GCCGGGCCCACCCCGAGCCUGCGCCGCCCUGGCUGCGGUCGCCGCUCUCCGCCAGUGGGGAAGGCGUAAGACGACGCUACUCCGAGAGAGUCCCGGCUGGCUGCAGUCUGCGCUCGAAGCGGCGCCAUGCUCGGCCUCCGAAGCUGCCUGACCAGGGUUCUGGCCGCGCGGACGCUCGCGCCUCAGGUGUGCUCAUCUUUUGCUACAGGCCCCAGACAAUAUGAAGGAACGUUCUAUGAAUUCCGUACCUAUUAUCUUAAGCCCUCAAAGAUGAAUGAGUUCCUGGAAAAUUUUAAGAAAAACGUUCAUCUUCGGACAGCUCAUUCUGAAUUGGUUGGAUUUUGGAGUGUAGAAUUUGGAGGCAGAAUGAAUAAAGUGUUUCAUAUUUGGAAGUAUGAUAAUUUUGCUCAUCGAACUGAAGUUCGGAAAGCCUUGGCCAAAGAUAAGGAAUGGCAAGAAAAAUUUCUCAUUCCCAACUUGGCUCUUAUUGAUAAACAAGAGAGUGAGAUUGCUUACCUGGUGCCAUGGAGCAAAUUAGAAAAACCUCCAAAAGAAGGAGUCUAUGAACUGGCUACUUUUCAGAUGAAACCUGGUGGGCCAGCUCUGUGGGGUGAUCCAUUUAAAAGGGCAGUUCAUACUCAUGUCAAUCGAGGCUACUCAAAACUAGUUGGAGUUUUCCACACAGAAUAUGGAGCACUCAACCGAGUUCACGUUCUUUGGUGGAAUGAGAGUGCAGAUAGUCGAGCAGCUGGGAGACAUGAGUCUCAUGAGGAUCCCAGAGUUGUGGCAGCGGUUCGAGAAAGUGUUAACUUCCUUGAGUCUCAGCAGAAUAUGCUUCUGAUUCCUACCUCAUUUUCACCGUUGAAAUAGUUUUCCACUGAAAUAUGAAGCAUUUCAUUAACUGCCAUAAGAUGUGUCUGCCAAAGGUGCUUAAAUUCUCCCAAGAGAUUCUCAUUUUUAUUUGAAGGAGGUGGUGAGUUAAUUCACUAUGUCCCUUGCAUUUUUAAAAGCUACCUUUUUACAUAGUCACGACAACUUCAGGAACUAGUUCUGUUCAUUUUCCCCUUGGCAUUUCAGUAACUGUCAUACGUUAUAAAAAUACUUUUAAUUACUACAAGAUCUUGAUUUUUCACUUGUUUCAGAAUAUCUCUUAUUCUCUAUUUUGACAAGCUUCUGCUUUUAUAGCAUUUUAUUAUAUUCAAAUGAUUACAUUUCCAUGCCUGUGAUAAUAUUUUUAAUUAUUUAUAUACAUUGUCAACCUUUUCAUUGUUUCUGUUUUUCUGAGAUUUUCAAAGUUUUUUCCAAUAAAGUUUAUUUUGUAAUACUAAAGAGGAUUCAUAAAAACAUUAAACAUAUUUCUUUACUAUGGAAAAGUAUAUCAUCUGUGUCACCUGUAUUAAUUAUGGUUUUCACAUUAAUAAUUCAUCACUUACUUGAAAAAUACUAUUAGGUCCUGGUAUUAAAAAUCUCAGUUGAAGAUUCAUUGGUUUAUAUGCUGAAAUGUCUUCAUUUACAGUUAAUUUUACUAAUUCUUUAAUUUGGAUCACUGUUUGAGAGAGAUACUUGGGACAUCUGUUUGUUUUAAUGAGAGAUUUAUGGUUAUGGAAAUGUUUGCCCUAAUAAAAGCCUAUAUAACCA
Messenger RNA from Equus quagga, 1638 nucleotides. RefSeq names its product protein NipSnap homolog 3A. Gene Ontology annotation, cellular component: mitochondrion. The record is from RefSeq and is a predicted model, not a curated record. The transcript has 6 exons. NCBI's taxonomy places the organism in Eukaryota, Metazoa, Chordata, Mammalia, Perissodactyla, Equidae. The coding region runs from base 127 to 870 and encodes 247 amino acids.